Messenger RNA from Chrysemys picta bellii (western painted turtle), 3094 nucleotides. RefSeq names its product drebrin like (gene DBNL). Gene Ontology annotation, biological process: positive regulation of dendritic spine morphogenesis; neuron projection morphogenesis; postsynaptic actin cytoskeleton organization. Gene Ontology annotation, cellular component: lamellipodium; site of polarized growth; postsynaptic membrane. Gene Ontology annotation, molecular function: actin filament binding. The record is from RefSeq and is a predicted model, not a curated record. NCBI's taxonomy places the organism in Eukaryota, Metazoa, Chordata, Testudines, Emydidae.
CCCGCCCUCCCACGGCCCCUCCCCAUCGCGGCGCGGCCGGGAGGAGCCGGAAGGCGGCGGGCGGAGGCGGCUCCAUGGCGCUGAACCUGAGCAGGAACGGGCCGGCGCUGCAGGAGGCCUAUGGCCGGGUGGUGGCCGAGAGGAGCCCGACCGACUGGGCUUUGUUUACCUACGAAGGCAACAGUAAUGAUCUGCGAGUGGCUGGCACUGGAGAUGGUGGCCUGGAGGAGCUGGUGGAGGAGCUCAACAGUGGUAAGGUGAUGUACGCUUUCUGUCGGGUAAAGGAUCCCAACUCUGGCCUUCCCAAGUACGUCAUCAUCAAUUGGACUGGCGAAGGCGUGAACGAUGUGAGGAAGGGAGCUUGUGCCAACCAUGUCAGCACCGUAGCAAACUUCUUAAAGGGCGCCCAUGUGACGAUAAAUGCUCGGGCGGAGGAGGACGUGGAACCUGACUCAAUCAUGGAGAAAGUUGCCAAGGCUUCCGGUGCAAACUACAACUUCCAUAAAGAAAGUAGCAGGUUCCAGGAUUCAGGCCCUCAGACGCCAGUGGGUUCUGUCUACCAGAAGACAAACGCCAUGUCUGAAAUCAAGAGGGUCGGUAAAGAUAACUUCUGGGCCAAAGCAGAGAAAGACGAGGAGAACCGCCGGCUGGAGGAGAAGAGGAGAAUGGACGAGGAGCGGCAGCGACUGGACAAAGAGCACCAGGAGCGGGAGCUGCAGGAAGCAGCCGGGCGUGAGCAAAGGUUUAAAGAGAGAUCCAGUGAGAUUGAUGCUCAGAAGAAAUUCCAGCAGCAGCAGGAUACCCAGAGCAGGGACAAGGAGAAGCAGCAAUGGAAGGAGCAGGAAGCGGAGCACCAGGCCACCCAGCGGAGGGGCCUCCGGAGGAGCGAGUCUGUGGAGAAAGCUCAGGAAGCGGCAUCGCUGAUAGCGCAAAGAUCAGUGAACCCACGGGACAUCUUCAAACAGAAGGAGAGGUCUAUGCCCUCAGAAACAGCCGCCUUCGGUUCCCAACCAGGCAAGCUACGGAGCCCCUUCCUGCAGAAGGAGAGCAGCCCUGUCCACGCUCCGGCCUCCCCAGUCCACUCAGCUGCCCAGGCCUUUCAUCCACCCUCCCUUGUCCAUCCCUCUGCUCGGGAGACGCCUCCAGCCUCUCCGGUUCCUGGCUCAGGUGACGCUGCUGUGCAGGACACCAGGUACAGUCCAGUCCCCCCGGUGUCCCAGCCGCAAGUGGAAGAGGACGCUCUGUACGAGGAACCCCCUGCUGAGUCGGCUGUCUACGAAGAGCCCCCCACUCAGGAACAGCUUGAAGAUGCCAAAUAUGAGUGUGCUGUUGAGUACCAGCAAAGGCCGGACUUGGAGGGGAAAGGGUUAUGUGCCCGAGCGCUGUACGACUAUCAGGCUGCCGAUGACACUGAGAUCUCCUUUGAUCCUGAGAACAUCAUCACCAACAUCGAGAUGAUCGAUGAGGGCUGGUGGCGUGGCUACGGCCCAGACGGCCACUUCGGCAUGUUCCCUGCCAACUACGUGGAAUUGAUAGAAUAAGCAGCCUCCGGGGGAAGGGGAGCAGUUACCCCUAAAAGUGGCUUGAUGAAAUCUGAUUCUUCAACGUUUAAAUUGUGUGGCUUUUAAGGCGUGACGUGCCAUCGCCUUGCUCCCCUGGUCCCAGGGCAGAACCCAACGGUGCUCUGUUGCCCUCUUCCCCUCCAGCUUAGCUGACACUUCUUGGUGAAGGUCUGAAAUGAGCCGUGGCCAUUUGCAUAACUUACCUACAUGUUUCACUUGACAGCUGAAACCUUUUAAGGGGGAGGGACGGAUGACUGCUCCCUACCAGGCAUUCAGGAAACAAGCCCCCCACUUCAGAACAGGUGUCUCUCAUGGAGGAAAAGAGACCCUCAGCCGGAUCCGUGAGGGAAUGGUAAUCAGACGGGCUCCGAUUUAGCAUUCCGUAUGGCUCAGUAACCAAUCUGGAUCUGUCACUGCAGGGUUAAUGCUGCAAAGACCGACACCAAGCAGUCGGGCAAUGCCCAAGUCAGCCUUCUAUUAGCAACACCGUCUCCCUGCGCAUGUGCUAUUAAAUUAUACGUCCUACAGUCUAGCCAGUGCAGCUGCACAGGUGUCCUGAGGUCAAGUUACCGUUGCUCAUAGAAUCCUGAUUUUUGCAUUUCCUGCUGUCUCUGGGGCUUCAGCUCGCAAGCUGCCCAUUGUACUGCAGUGAGGUUUGCAUUUCGCUUCCUCUACGGUCGAGGUGGGAAUGAAAAGGAUGAAUCCCUGUGGCAACUGAACGCUAAGGAGCUGUGCAGCUGCAUGUCAUGCUGUUGCAGCAUCUUGCACAAUUCCUUUAGAGCAGUGGUCAGUUAUAGAACUCGGGUAAGGAUAUUUAUCAUGCAUGCAUUGGACCAAUAUUUCAUUUACCAAUAAGUCCUCUCAGCCUCUCCCAGAGGGUUUUCCUCACCGGGGACUAGCAAUGGGUGCACAGUAACACUUUCUGUUAGCCAUGGGGACCCGGGGGUGGCGUAGAUUUCUUAAAGUACGCAAAGUUGUCUUUUCCCCAAAGGAGACUCUUCUGGGAAAUUGAGCAAGGCAAACCUAGGGAUUUGUAAUGAACCCCACCUCCUUAAUCACGGUGUUCCCUGCCUUAUAUAUAAUCCAGUAACGAUCACUGUGCCCUGAAACAAUGGGGAUCCUAACUCAGCUAUUCCUACCCUCCCUCUUUCCUACUACAAGUUUUCCUCCCUUAUGUUGCUUUAACAAACAAACAUGGUUCGAAAGAUGCUGGAGCCCUUAUUCCCCAGCCCUGACUUGCCCCCUUGCCAGCUGCUCCCUCUCCCUGCAGCUGCAGAGAGAAUGUCCUGGCUGCUCCAGCCCCGACGCCUCCCACCCCAGGACUCUCCAGCUGCAGUGAGAACUACUCCAAGCUGUUUCUGUGCCGUGUGGGUGCCGAAAGCCGUGUGUUGCAUUCCUUCCCGUCUGCUCAUCCUGCCUCACCAGCCUCGUGGGCUUGUGUCUGUGUGGACUCUCUCUCUCUCUCUCUCUCUCUCUCUCAUCUUUUCCCUUUGGAGUGCUGAUGGAAACAAUAAAGGGCUUUUCUGUGGUGA